AUGUUCUCUCCGUCUCCCAUAGGGUGCGAUAGCGACGUGGCAAAGUUGGAGGGCAACUUCACCAAAGCUGCUAUUGCCCUUGAUACAGGCAAACUCACUUUCCUGGACCUCCCCAUGGAGCUGCGUGUCAUGGUUUACGAGUACUUUACACCCGAGGAUCAGUAUAUCUUUAACUCCGGCCAGCCAGCAUAUGACGGCUUGUUACGCACCUGCAAGCAAAUUCGGACGGAAGCACUAAAGGAGAUCCAAAAGGCAGCCGACAAGUACUAUCGCGCUUACGAAGCGAGUUGGUUACUUGAAGAAGGCUUCAGCAUCAAGGUGGAACCCAUUAUCGAUCCUGGCAAAGUCGUCGUCGUCUUUUCGGAAGAUCACUUCAUGUCCGAGGCUUGUAAAACGGGGAGACGUCGUAGUUGCUACCAAUUCCACAUUCCGUUGGCUUCUUUGAAUCUCAAACGUCUUAGUUUCAAAGUCUCCCGCAAUUCAGAUAUAUCGCCGCCUCACCUGUUAGGUUGUGUUCCUGCUCACUGGGCCGUUACCCAGAUGCUGAUGUCUAUCAUCACAUCUAAUCCCCAAGCACGGCGGAUCUACUUCCAUUGCGACAGACUUAACUUUGGUUAUGGUUAUUCUAAUGAUGAUUUCGGGACGUUGUGUACAAUAGUGGAGGAAGGAUGGCUGCGAUACGGGGACCAAGAGGAGAAAAAUGCGCCAUACAAGUGGCUGUUGACGACCAAUGUAGAAUACAGCACGAAGACUGUACGUGGAAUUUGGGUCGACCGUGUUACGCAUUGCCUUGGUUUGUAG
Alternaria postmessia is the source of this 801-nucleotide messenger RNA. RefSeq lists its product as uncharacterized. The transcript has a single exon. Bases 1 to 801 code for a protein of 266 amino acids. NCBI's taxonomy places the organism in Eukaryota, Fungi, Ascomycota, Dothideomycetes, Pleosporales, Pleosporaceae. The record is from RefSeq and is a predicted model, not a curated record.